This is a messenger RNA of Periophthalmus magnuspinnatus, 378 nucleotides long. It is a transcript of the gene uqcrq, whose product is annotated as cytochrome b-c1 complex subunit 8. The record is from RefSeq and is a predicted model, not a curated record. The transcript has 3 exons. The coding region runs from base 72 to 320 and encodes 82 amino acids. Gene Ontology annotation, biological process: mitochondrial electron transport, ubiquinol to cytochrome c. NCBI's taxonomy places the organism in Eukaryota, Metazoa, Chordata, Actinopteri, Gobiiformes, Gobiidae.
UCCCCCAGGCCGCAGUGAAAAGGACACGGGCACAUCCACAAACACCGCGGCACGAUUUCCUUUUGGCAAAUAUGGGACGCCACUUUGGAGAUUUGGCAAAGAUCAGACAUGUGAUCACCUACACCAUAUCCCCCUUUGAGCAGAAGGCUUUCCCCAACUACUUUUCCAAAGGAAUCCCCAAUGUCUGGAGGAGGGUCACGUCGUCCUUUUUCAAAGUUGCCCCCCCCAUGAUCUUGUGCUACACCUGCUACACAUGGGGCAACACAGUCCAUGAACAAGGCAAGAGGAAGAAUCUCGCCGACUAUGAAAAAGAUGAAUAAGUCCAGUCCCUGUUAAAUCCUCUUCUGUAUGUGUCAGUAAUAAAGAUUAUUAUUUAUA